Molecule: messenger RNA, 732 nt
Organism: Aspergillus steynii IBT 23096
Lineage: Eukaryota; Fungi; Ascomycota; Eurotiomycetes; Eurotiales; Aspergillaceae
Product: zinc finger MYND domain-containing protein
Exons: 1
Coding region: 1-699 (232 amino acids)
Biological process (GO): regulation of transcription by RNA polymerase II
Cellular component (GO): nucleus
Molecular function (GO): DNA-binding transcription factor activity, RNA polymerase II-specific
Source: RefSeq, a predicted model, not a curated record
AUGUCCGACACCGAAGAGGCAAACACCUGCAACAUCUGCACCACAACCUCCGACGACCGGCCUCUAAAACGCUGCGCGAAAUGCAGAACCCAAUGGUACUGCUCGCGAGAAUGCCAAAAAGCCGACUGGAAGAGCCACAAGCGAAUCUGCAGUAAGAUCGCCGCCCUCAGUACCCCAGAUCCCGACGACGACAAAAAGAGCAAGAAGGUCUAUCUGCCGCCCACGAAUCUCGACGUCCAGAUCGCCAUGCCCUUCCACGAACUCGACAAAAGAACGUGGCUCUACAACCGCCCCAAAGAAGACGUCUACAAGCUGCUCAUCGACGUGUACCGGCUUCGCAUGGACGACAACCUCGUAUACAUGGACAAAAGAACGCCCUACUCUCUCUACGCCGGGGCUGAGAAUGCUCGGGAGGGAUUCGUCAAGUUCCUGCGAAGGAUUGAUAAAAAGCGAUCAACACGAGCCCUGUUGCCGAUGUGGUGGUCGGCGGAGAAUUCGAAGGCGUGUUUGAAAUACGGGAUGAAAGAUGGGUGGAGUUCGUUUGCGAAGAAAGUUGAUACGGAACUCAUCAUUGAACAUUAUCGCAUGCCGACGCUGCCGACGCAGAUGAGGCUGUUUGCCGAAUUGAUUUACGGGUGUGCACCAUCUGGCGGCACUGCGUUGCACAUGAUCCAGUUGAUGAUGAAAAGGGAGACGUGAGUUGGUUGUGGCGCGUUGAGUUAGGGCUUGUCU